This is a messenger RNA of Apis cerana (Asiatic honeybee), 1905 nucleotides long. RefSeq lists its product as uncharacterized. NCBI's taxonomy places the organism in Eukaryota, Metazoa, Arthropoda, Insecta, Hymenoptera, Apidae. The record is from RefSeq and is a predicted model, not a curated record.
AUAUAUUACAUCGAUUCAAAUAUAUAUAAAUUUGUGAUAUAAAUAAAUUUAAUAUUGUGAUUUAAUUUGUAGAUUAUUAGUAUUUUUUUUAAUUAAUAUGUGUGUGUUAAAUCAUUUAUCAAGUAUUGUUACAUCAAAAUUGAAUUGAUUUUCUCUCAUUAUCAGCAAACCUUAAUAUAAACGUCUGAAAUCGGAUUUGAAUUUAAUUAUUGUUUUAUUUUAAUUCUAUUUAAUAUAAAAUUUACUUUAUAAUUUUAAUUUUUAAUAUUUAUGCAGAUUAUCGUUUAAUUAAAUAAUGAAUAAUUAAUGGAAUGAUUUCAAAAGUGUAAUAGGUUAUGCGUCACAACUUUUGUGUAAAUAUGAAAGUAUUUUGUUUUCGGAAAAUUGAUUCACGAUUGUACGACGCUCGAUCGAUUUGUAGCCAAACUUCAAGCAUAUGUUGUCUCUGAUUCAAUUCGACAAUCGAAACAUAGUGCGAGAUAUCAUUCUUCCAUCGAAAGUCGUAUCGUUUGGAUGCUUCGCUUCAGAUUAUUAAUUUAUUAUAAGACGAGAAAAAAAUUUCAACAUGGAUGCUAUAAUAAUCGUUCAAUAAUAACUAAUCAGAUAAAUGAAUCAGUGCAUAAGGCAAUCAUCCAUCAUGCGAAGAGAUUUCAUUUUCUCCUACUUGAUGACUUCCCAUGGGUUAGCAUCGAUAGCAAUGCAGAUUCUUUGCAUCUAAUGUUUUCCAGAGAGAGAGCAUCCAAGCAGCAAAAAAGCGACCGCCACCGAGCAGACGACGACGACGAGGACGACGUCUCAGGAGGGGGGAGUGUCGCAGGGGACAUUAAUCCCCGAAAGUUGCACAGGCUGCGGCCCACGGGAUCGCGCAGUUCACGAACAUGUGUCUGACAUUUUUAAUCGUCGGAUUAAAAUAAGCGAUGCCAAGGUGUAGCCCUGGAAUCCAUUAUCCGGCGGAUGAGCGGACGGCCACCCAAAGUGUCGCGUGUCCCCCAGGACCUGCCAUCCGGACUAAGCCCUCUCUCUCUCCCCCUCCUCUUCGUUCGUGUCCCUUUUUGAUUUUGAGGGAGGGGGAAAGGGUGGCAGAGACACGUAUCCACCCUUUCUGUGUCUCCCUUUUUGGAAUAUAUUAAACGAUGGAAAAUUCGUCGUUUCUCAAAAUAGGGUUACAAGAAACUUUGCCUUUGACAGUUUUAAAGAAAUAUAUAGAAAUAUCGUUCACCAUAUUGAAAGAUAAGAAGAAUUUUUAUUUAAUUUUUAGGUUAGGUUUAGAAGGAGUUUAAUAAUUGAAUAGUUUUCGGAAGAAACGAAUGGAAAAUCAUUAACUAAUAUAUCAAUUUAUGAACGGAUAAAUUGUGUUUGAAGAAAAUGAGACGUUGGACAAAGGAUGUUAGCCAGUAGCAUCCUUUCCUUUUUUUUUUCGCGUGUGGAGCUGGGAAGAGGAAAUGGGGAGCUCGCCGAGGGCAACGUCGAGGAGAUUUCUUUACCGCGGAGAUAAUAAUGAUCGGACCCUUGGCCGAGUUGAGAGAGUUGCCCCAGGCUUGCCUCGGUUUUACCAGGCAAAUUACUCGCCAUCCCGCACUCCCACCUGUGCAACAGUCAUAAGACUAUUUUAAAUAAGCACCGGCUGCCUUGUUAGCGGCCAUCCAACCUUGUCUCCCUUGCCUAAAACUCGUGUAGAGCUCGCGAUUCAAUGAAGUAAUAUCCGGUCUCUUUGAACGAUUUCGCGCUUUAUUACGUGGAUAAAGAAGAGGAUAAUAAUAAGAUCGUAUUAGAUAUUAAUCUCUCGCGAAAUUUUGGAAUUAAACUUGGACUUUUUCAUUCGUAUACUAGUCAGAAUUUUUCUAGAUUUUUAUCGAAUUAGAUUUAUUUUUAAUUCGAUAAUUCGCUCAAAAGUAAUUUAUUAAA